Messenger RNA from Hordeum vulgare subsp. vulgare (domesticated barley), 695 nucleotides. Its product is annotated as pectinesterase inhibitor-like. Gene Ontology annotation, molecular function: enzyme inhibitor activity. The transcript has a single exon. Lineage: Eukaryota; Viridiplantae; Streptophyta; Magnoliopsida; Poales; Poaceae. The coding region runs from base 68 to 610 and encodes 180 amino acids. The record is from RefSeq and is a predicted model, not a curated record.
AAGGAAGAGUUGUGUGGAAUGCACCAAGAGAACAACGCCUAGCUAGGAGCAAACUGCAAACUCUACAAUGGCAAGAGCAGGAACAUCCGUAGCUAUUCUUCUUAUUGUGCUCGCAGGGGUGUCCUCCGGCCUCCCUGCCGCCUACGCCAACACCAACAUGGCCGCCCGGAUGUGCGUCAAGACCAGGAACCCCACGCUGUGCAUGGUGGUUCUGAAGGUGAACCCAAAGAGCGCCUACGCUUCCACGGAGCAAGAAGUCGGCAGCGUCGCGCUGCAGAUCGCGAGCGACACCGCUGAGUACAACGUCGGGGUCAUCGUCAACCUGAACAAGGGCAACCUAGGCACACCCGAGGGAGGCGCGCUGGCGCAGUGCCUCUGGGCCUAUCAGGAUGCCGACAACAACCUCAAGCACAACGCCCGCAUCGGUUUCGACCGCGGGGACUACGUCGGUACGAUGGCUCUCGUGUCGGCCGCCGAGGUCGUCGGGGAUUUGUGCGAGAAUGCGUUCAAGACGAUGGGCAAGAUUUCCCCUUUGUCAAUGAUAGAUCGCCAGAUGGUUGAGCGAUGUGGCGUCGCUUACGAACUCAUUACCCUGCUUAACCACGAGUGAUAGAGCCUACAAAAAUAUUGGCUCGUAUAUGUGCAGGCUCCCCUCAAUAAUUAUUUAGUUGUUCGUGUAGCAACAUAUUUUGGCA